Messenger RNA from Diaporthe amygdali, 1716 nucleotides. RefSeq lists its product as uncharacterized. Lineage: Eukaryota; Fungi; Ascomycota; Sordariomycetes; Diaporthales; Diaporthaceae. The transcript is spliced from 2 exons. Bases 1 to 1716 code for a protein of 571 amino acids. Gene Ontology annotation, molecular function: oxidoreductase activity, acting on the CH-CH group of donors. The record is from RefSeq and is a predicted model, not a curated record.
AUGGCUCCGCAUCACGUUCAUGAGCCAGUCAUCAUCGUCGGGGGCGGCCUCGCUGGGCUUGUUGCCGCAUUUGAACUGAGCCGCAACGAUAUACCUGUUGUCAUCCUUGAUCAGGAGAACGAGGGCAAUCUCGGUGGCCAGGCCUUUUGGUCCCUCGGCGGCAUCUUCUGCGUCGACUCAGCGGAUCAGCGGAGGAUGGGCAUCAAGGACUCGCGCGAACUGGCAAUGAGAGACUGGUUCAACUCGGCCCGCUUCGAUCGCGACAAGGACGAUUACUGGCCCCGUCAGUGGGCGGAGGCCUUUGUCCACUUUGCCACCGACCACAUGGAGAACUACCUGAAGGCCAGGGGCCUGGGCUUCCUUCCAAACGUUGGAUGGGCUGAGAGGGGCGAUGGGACGGCCGGUGGCCAUGGCAACUCUGUCCCCCGCUUCCACCUCACCUGGGGAACUGGGCCCGAGGUCGUAAGGGUCUUUGCUGAGCCUGUCAAAGCCAAGGCAAAGGAAGGCGUUGUCGAAUUUAGAUUCCGCCACAUGGUUGACGAGCUCAUCAUCGAUCAUAUGACCGGCAGGGCGGUCGGCGUAAAGGGCAGCGUCUUGGAACCUGAUGAUUCUCCCAGGGGGGUCAAGACAAACAGGAACAGGUCAGGCUCAUUCGAGCUUCAUGGCUCUGCCGUGAUCCUCUCCUCCGGCGGCAUCGGAGGCAACGUCGAGGCAGUCAAGGCCUCGUGGCCAAAGGACCGACUCGGUCCAAAAGUCCCCGAGCACUUUGUCGUUGGAGUCCCAGCUCAUGUUGACGGUCGCAUCAUUUCCAUCGCUGAGACCGCUGGAGCCCAUGUAGUCAAUAGGGAUAGAAUGUGGCAUUAUACCGAGGGGCUCGCCAACUGGGAUCCCAUAUGGCCAAACCACGGCAUCCGCGUGCUGCCUGCGCCAUCGUCUCUAUGGCUUGAUGCCACCGGCAAACGGCUUCCUCCCUUCCUCUUCCCAGGAACCGACACGCUGGCUACGCUCAAAUACAUUUGCAGCACCGGAUACGACUAUACCUGGUUCAUCCUUACACAGUCUAUUAUCGCCAGAGAAUUUGCUUUAUCGGGCUCAGAGCAAAACCCUGACAUCACUGGCAAGUCUUGGUGGAAGCUUCUGACUCGAGUUUUUGGCAAGAAGGGCACAGUCCCCGUUCAGAACUUUCAAAAACACGGAGUUGAUUUCGUCGUGAAGGACAACCUGGAAGACCUCGUCGACAGCAUGAAUAAGCUUGCCGGGGAACGGGAUGGCCCCCAACUAGAAUACAGCAAGAUCAAGGACGUCGUCGAAACUCGCGACAGCCAAUUUCACAACGCCUACUCGAAAGAUGCACAGGCGAUGCUCAUCCACAACGCACGCAAUUAUUGGCCCGACAGCAAAAGCCGUGUGGCGCCGCCGCAUCGGUUGCUGGAUCCCAAGCAUGGGCCCCUCAUUGCCGUACGCAUGAACCUUUUGACAAGAAAGACCCUCGGAGGCCUGGAAACGAAUCUUGCAAGCAACGUUAUGAAGCCGAACGGCCAGCCCUUUCCCGGAUUAUAUGCUGCUGGCGAGGCGGCUGGGUUCGGCGGUGGUGGGGUCCACGGUUACAAUUCUCUCGAAGGCACAUUCUUGGGCGGCUGCAUUUUCUCCGGCCGAGCUGCAGGCAUCUCCAUCGCCAAGGAGCUUAAGGGACAAGUUGUGAACGCAAAGCUGUAA